CUGCACAACUGCCCUGUCCAACCAACAGAGGACACUCUGUCCUAUUACAUGGUCUGGCUAUCCCACUACAUCGAACCCCGUUCAGUUGAUUCCUAUCUGUCUGGCAUUGUCAAUUGUCUUGAAUCUCAUUUUACUGAAGUGCGAGAAGCACGAACUUCUUUACUCAUCACGCGCACACUCAAAGGAUGCAAAUGCCGCUUGUCCAAACCUGUCCAGCACAAACAACCACUUAGUCUCGAAGAUCUCUCCCUGGUGGCUGAUGCUUUCGCCUCCUCUGUCAAGUACGAUGACAUCCUGUUCCUUACCCUACUCGUUACCGGGUUUAAAACCUUGCAACAGUUAGCCAAGUUGUGCUGGCCCAAUGCCACAAAACACCAAUCCUAUCUAAAAGUGCCUCUGCGGCACUCUCUAACACUCACCAACGGCUCAGCGAGCUACACUCUCCCGCAUCACAAAAGCAGUAGUUUGGGUGUUGGCUGUGAGAUCUUGCUGUUGGGCGAACCUCGUGCACAAGUGGACCCUUUGAACCUUUUCCAUCGGUACAUUUCUGCUCACGACGACAAACUUCUGCACCAUCCCCAGCUCUGGCUCACUGGAGCUGGAACUAUUCCCACACGUGCGUGGUUCAUGCACUAUCUAUGGCGGUUCUUCCUGCCAUGUAUUUCUGGACAUUCAAUGCGAGCUGGAGGAGCAACUGCUCUUGCCACGAACGGUGUUGCCCCUGCGCUGAUUCAGGCAGCGGGACGCUGGUCUUCAGAUGAAUUCCAGAAAUACAUUCGCAAGCACCCAUUUCUGCUUCAUCAACUUAUUCAUGGUUCACACUUCCGUAACUCAUUGAGAUUGACAGCUCAGAUUCACUGCGUUUCACUCACAAAGUCUCUCAAACACCCAUUCAUGUCUCCAUCCCCCUGA
Messenger RNA from Suillus paluster, 912 nucleotides. RefSeq lists its product as uncharacterized. The record is from RefSeq and is a predicted model, not a curated record. The transcript has a single exon. Lineage: Eukaryota; Fungi; Basidiomycota; Agaricomycetes; Boletales; Suillaceae. The annotation marks the transcript as partial. Gene Ontology annotation, biological process: DNA integration; DNA recombination. Gene Ontology annotation, molecular function: DNA binding.